AUGGCCUUCAUGAAAAAACUACCAACAGACCGUUUUUUAAACACAUCCAUGGUAUUCAAGUUUUGGGCAACAGAUGCAGCUCUCCAGAAGCGUUACAGCCAAUUGGAGAUCAGCACCAAUUUGGUUCUUGUGAAAGCCCAGAAGAUUGUGAGGAAACUCUUCACUCUGAGCAAGCGCUGUCCCAAACUGCCAAGGAUCAGCCUCCCAAGAGAAAGGUACGAAAAUGGGAAUAUCACGUGCUCUUAAAUGAUUCCUCAAAUAUAUUGUAAUAUCUGCCAAAUCAGAUGAAAACGUGUUUAUAUUGGCUUUUGAACAUCUUACACCUACUUUAUUAGUAAAUUACAUAAAUUAAUUAUUACAUAGAACCACUUCAUGGCAUUUUAUCAUCAUUGUUUCCUCUUUUAUAUCAAGUUAUGUUGUUUGGGUCAGGUCUUCAUGCUUUUCCCUGUAGUUAAAAUAGUACACCCCUAAUCACAAAAAGUAUUCACAACCCUUGACUUUUUCCAAAUUUUGUGGUGUUACAGCCUGAAUUUAAAAUUGAUUAAAUUGAGAUUUGUGGGUCUCUGGCCUACACACGAUACUCCAUAAUGUAAAAGUAGAAUUAUGUUUUUCAAAAUGUUGUCUUGAGUCAGUAAGUAUUCAACCCAUUUGUUAUGGCAAGCCUAAAUAAGUUUAGGAGUAACAAUUUGCUUAGCAUGUCACAUAAUAAGUUGCAUGGACUCAAUAAUAGUGAUUAACAUGAUUUUUGAAUGACUACCUCAUCUCUGUACCCCACACAUACAAUUAUCUGUAAGGUCCCUCAGUCGAGCAGUGCAUUUCAAACAGAUUCAACCACAAAGACCUGGUAGGUUUUCCAAUGCCUCGCAAAGGGCACCUAUUGGUAGAUGGGUAAAAAUAAAAGCAGACAUUGAAAAUCCCUUUGAGCAUUGUGAAGUUAUUAAUUAAACUUUGGAUGGUGUAUCAAUACACCCAUUCACUACAAGAUACAGGCGUCCUUCCUAACUCAGUUGCCGGAGUGGAAGGAAACUGCUCAGGGAUUUCACCAUGAGGCCAAUGGUGACUUUAAAACAGAGUUUAAUGGCUGUGAAAGGAGAAAAGUGAGGAUGGCUCAACAACAUUGUAGUUACUCCACAAUACUAACCCAAUUGACAGAGUGAAAAGAAGGAAGCUUGUAAAGAAUAAAAAUAUUCCAAAACAUGCAUCAUGUUAGCAACAAGGCACUAAAGUAAAACUGCAAAAAAUGUGGCAAAGCAAUUCACAUUUUGUCCUGAAUAAAACGUCUUAUGUUUGGGGCAAAUCCAAUACAGCACAUUACUGAAUACAUUUACAUUUACAUUUACAUUUUAGUCAUUUAGCAGACGCUCUUAUCCAGAGCGACUUACAGGAGCAAUUAGGGUUAAGUGCCUUGCUCAAGGGCACAUUUACGUCAUUUAGCAGACGCUCUUAUCCAGAGCGACUCACAAAUUGGUGCAUUCACCCUAUAGCCAGUGGGAUAACCACUUUACAUUUUUGGGGGGGGGGGGGGUAGUAGAAGGAUUACUUUAUCCUAUCCCAGGUAUUCCUUAAAGAGGUGGGGUUUCAAAUGUCUCCGGAAGGUGGUGAGUGACUCCGCUGUCCUGGCGUCGUGAGGGAGCUUGUUCCACCAUUGGGGUGCCAGAGCAGCGAACAGUUUUGACUGGGCUGAGCGGGAACUAUGCUUCCGCAGAGGAAGGGGAGCCAGCAGGCCAGAGGUGGAUGAACGCAAUGCCCUCGUUUGGGUGUAGGGACUGAUCAGAGCCCGAAGGUACAGAGGUGCCGUUCCCCUCACUGCUCCAUAGGCAAGCACCAUGGUCUUGUAACGGAUGCGAGCUUCAACUGGAAGCCAGUGGAGUGUGCGGAGGAGGGGGGUGACGUGAGAGAACUUGGGAAGGUUGAACACCAGACGGGCUGCGGCAUUCUGGAUGAGUUGUAGGGGUUUAAUGGCACAGGCAGGGAGGCCAGCCAACAGCGAGUUGCAGUAAUCCAGACGGGAGAUGACAAGUGCCUGGAUUAGGACCUGUGCCGCUUCCUGUGUAAGGCAGGGUCGUACUCUCCGAAUGUUGUAGAGCAUGAACCUGCAGGAGCGGGUCACCGCCUUGAUGUUAGCGGAGAACGACAGGGUGUUGUCCAGGGUCACGCCAAGGCUCUUCGCACUCUGGGAGGAGGACACAACGGAGUUGUCAACCGUGAUGAGAAUACCACUCUCCGUAUUUUCAAGCAUAGUGUUGGCUGCAUCAUGUUAUGGGUAUGCUUGUAAUCGUUAAAGGCUGGGGAGUUUUUAAGGAUAAAAAAUGAACAGAAUGGAGCUUAGCACAGGCAAAAUCCUAGAGGAAAACCUUGUUCAGUGUGCUUUCCACCAGACACUGGGAGAUUAAUUCACCUUUCAGCAAAACAAUAACCUAAAACACAAGGCCAAAUCUACACUGGAGUUGCUUACCAAGAAGACAGUGAAUGUUCCAGAGUGGCCAAGUUAUAGUUUUUAAUUAAAUCUGUUUGAAAAUCUAUGGCAAGACUUGAAAAUGGUUGUCUAGCAAUGAUCAACAACCAAUUUGACAGAGCUUGAAGAAUUUUGAAAAGAAUAAUGGGCAAAAAUUGCACAAUCCAAGUGUGGAAAGCUCUUAGAGACUUACCCAGAAAGACACAGCUGUAAUCGCUGUCAAAGGUGAUUGUAACAUGAAUUGACUCAGGGGGUUGAAUACUUAUCUAAUCAAGAUAUAUUAGUGUUUUAUUUUUCAUAAAUGUUUUACAGAUGUUAGAUUUUUUCUUCCACUUUGACAUUAUAGAGUAUUUUGUGUAGAUUGUUUACAAAAUAAAUUAUAUUAAAUCCAUUUUAAUCCCACUUUGAAACACAGCAAAAUGUGGAAAAAGUCAAGGGGUGUGAAUACUUUCUGAAGGCACUGAGUUGGCUGAGUUGUCUGUCAUUAAGACGCAAUUUGGUAUCUGAUGCUGUGAGAACCAGGGCAAGCGUCUGAAAUGAAAGAGCGGGUAAGAGAGAGCUGUUUAUGUCUCUGCCCCGAUUGAAGGGGUCUGUAUGAUGUGAGGUCUAUGGUGGCACGUCUGUAAUCAAGUGCUCUUAGAGACAACAGGUUGGUGUUAAUGUCUUGCCCACUGAACACUUCAAUUUCCUUGACAGGCGCUACCUCUGGCUGUCAUUCACUUCCUUAACUCUGUUCAAACAAAUAAAAACAAUCUAUUCAGCUCAGCUGAGCCAGAAGAUUUAUUCUACAUCAUCAUGUGCUAUGUAAUCCCUCAUUUUGAUAUGCAUGCCUGCGGCAAGGAAAAAGUUUCAGAUUUGAGCUUUAUGUUGUGCAAUUCCCAAUAAAUCAAAUCAAAUGUUAUUUGUCACAUACACGUGUUUAGCAGAUGUUAUAGGGGGUGUAGCGAAAUGCUUGUGCUUCUAGCUCCAACAGUGCAGUAAUAUCUAACAAGUAAUAUUUAACAGUUUCAUAACAUAUACCCAAUACACACAAAACUAGUAAGGAAUGGGAUUUAAGAAUACAUACAUAUAUGGACAACCAAUGACAGAGCGGCAUGGACUAAGAUACAGUAGAAUAUUAUAGAAUAGAAUGCAGUAUAUACAUAUGAGAUGAGUAGUGCAAGAUAUGUAAACAUUAUUAAAGUGACUAGUGUUCCGGUUGAGGAAAACUCCUCUUUGCAGAUUCAACUACAAAAUAGUGCUUAGUAGAAAGUUACAGCAAAGUACUACAUUUUUAAUUCAUGUACAAUAUUUGGGUUAUUUUCCCCCCAAAUGUGGUUGCACCAAAAAUAUAUCAUCCUAUCAAAGCUUGUACAUAAAUAAUGAACACAGACUUAAUAGCAAAUUCACUUUAUAGUGAGCAUUAUGUAUAAUACAUCGACAAAUAGAUAAAAUCUAAGAAUGAAUUAGCAAUAACAUAUUGGUAUUUAAAAGAACAAUCCUUCAUUAGUAUAUUCUGCAGGUUCUGGAACACAUGUUCUGCAUAAUUCAAUAGGGCUGAGAAAUAGUGUGAAAUGGACUCUGGAAGACACUACACUCCAGAGUAAACUGAACAGUUGGGAGAAGGAUCUUGUAUUCUUCUGAAUCCCAAAGACGGGCGAUAAGCCUUUUAAAGUCCACAUCAAUCAUUAUUUGAAACUUACUAAAUGGGAUGAUGUUAAGUGAACGUUAAGGGCUCUAUUCAAUCUGUAACGUUGAAGCUGAAGCGUUACAGAUUCCGCAAUAGAAAUGUAAAGGUUAUUUCCGAUUGAGCCGACAUAUGCAGCGUUUACCGUGAAUGCAGUCUUCGCUAAAGCGGGAUCAUUGCCUUUAAAUUUCAAUCACGCUGUAAAGCUGAAUUUGCGAGAUGCGCAUUGAAUAGAGCCCUAAAACAUUGUCAUCACUUGUGUCCUUUAUGCACUCUUUCUCUAUCCUUUCUAUAGGGUUCAAUAGUGUUAGUCAAAGGAAAAAUAAUUUGAGUAAUUCAUUUAUUGAUAAUAGGUAAAGAUGAUCUCAAAGUCAAAUUAUGUUUUUGAAAAUAAUGCUAUUUUCUCUUUAGGACACCAGGAUUUUGGCUGAGCAAGGCCCAGUCACUCCUGUACUGCAACGAGCAUGGAGACCUGGGCAUGUUUUCAGAGGAGGUGCAGAGCUGCACCUGCACUACUGAGCACAGUAGUGCCUGCCAGGGGACAGUGCCCUGUGAGGUCGGAGAGGGGUCAGCCUGCCUCUCAUGUGCCCCGGACAACAUCACCCGCUGUGGCUCAUGCCACCCUGGCAACAUCCUGCACCUGGGCUCGUGUCGGCCCAACAUAGCAAACUCUCUGGACCACUACCUGAACAUUGACUUUGACAUGCCGGACACAGAGGUCAAGUACCUGCUCCAGCAGCUGGACAGUCGCAUGGAGGUCCAUGCCAUCUACAUCAGCAAUGAUGUGCGUCUGGGCAGCUGGUUCAACCCGGCCUGGAGGAAACGUAUGCUCCUCACUCUAAAGAGCAACAAAAACAAAUCCAACCUCAUUCAUAUGCUAAUGGGAAUCUCAUUCCAGAUCUGCUCCACUAAAAACAGUACCCUGGAGCCUGUGCCUGCUAUAUAUGUCAACCCAUUUGGGGGCAGUCACUCUGAGAGUUGGUUCAUGCCUGUCAACCAGCAGGACUUCCCAGACUGGGAGAGAACUAAAUUGGAUGCCUCUCUGCAGUGCUACAACUGGACGCUGAUGCUGGGCAACAAGUGGAAGUCCUUCUUCGAGACGGUUCACAUUUACCUGCGCAGCCGCAUCCUGACCGACGACCCCACUGUCAACGAGACCCUUUUCUAUGAGCCCCUGGACCUGGACGACCACACGACCGACCUGGGCUACAUGAAAAUCAACAGUCUCAAGGUGUUCGGCUACAGCAUGCACUUUGACCCAGAGGGCAUCAAAGACCUGAUUUUGCAGCUGGACUACCCAUACACCCAAGGAACCCAGGAUGCAGCCUUUCAUAUGCUUCUGGAGAUGAGAGACCGCAUCAACCGGCUUUCCCCGCCCGGAGUGCAGCCAUUGGACAUCUUUUCAUGUCUGCUCCGCCACAGGCUCAAGCUCUCCACCAGCGAGGUGGUGCGCAUCCGAGACUCCCUCCAGAUUUUCAACUCCAAGCUGCCCAAUUCCUCUGAGGCAGAGCUGGGCCAGUUGUGCAGCUAG
This is a messenger RNA of Coregonus sp. 'balchen', 5652 nucleotides long. Lineage: Eukaryota; Metazoa; Chordata; Actinopteri; Salmoniformes; Salmonidae. The record is from the annotation of a GenBank genome assembly.